UUCAGGCAAAAUUCCCAUUAAGUUCUAGAGAGUUGUGCAAGUAAAGCUAUGCAUUCUUAAAUGCCUGCAUUUAAAUAGCAAAGCAUCAUCAAAUAUCGGCGCGGAGGUCUUUACUUCAUUAUUAAGUAGGCCAUAUUGUACACACAGCAUUUUUCCUUUUUCUUUCUCUUUAACUUACUGCAUUUGCUUAGCAAAUGAGGGAAAUCUUGCUGUGGUUUUAAUUCAUGGUAAAGCUGGUACUGAGAAUAAGGGGAACAGGUUUCUUGCAGAAUGUAAGACUUGCUUCAGUUACUUCAGUAUGUGUGCUAUUCGGUAUGUGUCAUUUGUUAGAUUAAUGUUGCAAUUAGUCAUCAGUUUGACUUAAAGGUUUGGGAAAGGGGAUCAGAAGAUAUUUACAGGGUCCCUUUAUGUGCUACAGAACUUAUGCCACUGUACUGUAGCUGAGAACAAAAAUACUUAAUGCCUUAUUUUUAUAUGCAGGUGCUUUGGUAAUGAAAGUCUAGUCAAAGGAAAGCUUUGCAAAACCUCCAUCAUUCCUAUCAACAACUGUAUUCUUUUUCUAGUCAUAUUUAGGCAAGCCCUUGAUGACUCCAUUAUCUUUAAUUUUGUCUAGUUCUUCAAGCCAAUUUUCAUUUGAUUGAUUGUCAAGUUGCUUUUAAAAUUUUGGUUGACUACUUGAUUACUCUAGUUUUCAGUGAAUGUAAUUUCAGUUGUGAAAUAUCUUCAAAUCACUUCAGAUGGUUUGAUGCUUCUCUGUUUUGCUGUUGCGUGUUCAGUUUUAAAUACUAGUGCUUGUAGAAAAAAGUCAUUUAAGUUGCACUGUCUUCACAUGAUUAAAACAACUCUGUCAAGUGUUACUUAAUAAAUAACUGCAUCUCAGUUACAAUAGGUGGUCCAGUCAGGAAGUCAAAGCCUGCGUUAAAGGUAUGAUUGCAGCUUUCCAGGUUCCAUUCAGCCAAGCCUAGUGGAAGGGAGGGUGUUUUCGUAGCUCUCGCAGAUAUUUAGACACGUGGCAGGUAAGCCUGGCUGCAGGCUCGAGUAAAAAGCCCAGCUGAGUGAGCGGAGAGCAUUGACAUAAUUCUCUCCCCUUUAUUUUUCUAGGAUGGCAAAGGGUGGGUUUUUUUUGUUUCAGCUCCUACUCAACUGGAUCUUAAGAAGCUGGUGAGAGUGGUCAAUUGAUUGUACAUGUGGAAGUGUCUGUAUAGUAAACUAAACACUUCUUAAUGGCAUUUCAGUUUAAACUAUGUUCAUCUCCUCAGAUAUAUCCGUGUUUUUGUUGGUUUUACUCACUGUUUUUUUAAAAAAUAUUGUCCAUCAGUUGUUAGAUACAAAAGAUGAUAGUUUUGUAAAUGUCAGGUGGUUUGUUAUCAAAUGAAUUCUAUUCUUCUGUUUUGCUGUAGACUAGAACCAGCUGAACGACGUAACACUGUACCAUGCUUCGCAAUGUCCUAGGAAAAACCUUUCGAUUUCUUGGGUAUACUGUGCAAUAUGGCUGCAUAGCGCAUUGUGCCUUUGAGUACCUUGGAGGAAUUGUUGUGUGUUCUGGACCUUCAAUGGAACCAACCAUUCAAAAUUCUGAUAUUGUCUUUUCGGAGAACCUUAGCCGCCACUUUUAUUGCAUUCGAAAAGGAGAUAUUGUAAUUGUGAAAAGCCCAAAUGACCCCAAAUCAAAUAUCUGUAAAAGAGUAAUUGGCUUGGAAGGGGAUAAAGUCUGCACAAGCAACCCUUCAGAUUUCCUUAAGAGUCACAGCUAUGUGCCUAAAGGACACGUUUGGUUAGAAGGUGAUAAUCUCAGGAAUUCUACGGAUUCCAGGUGCUAUGGACCUGUUCCUUACGGGCUGAUAAGAGGACGCAUUUGUUUUAAGAUAUGGCCUCUGAAUGACUUUGGAUUUCUACGUGCAAGCCCCAACAGCCAUAGAUUUCUCGAUGAUUAGAAGAUUUAAGU
Molecule: messenger RNA, 1945 nt
Organism: Egretta garzetta (little egret)
Lineage: Eukaryota; Metazoa; Chordata; Aves; Pelecaniformes; Ardeidae
Gene: IMMP1L
Product: inner mitochondrial membrane peptidase subunit 1
Exons: 5
Coding region: 1434-1934 (166 amino acids)
Cellular component (GO): membrane; mitochondrial inner membrane peptidase complex
Molecular function (GO): serine-type endopeptidase activity
Source: RefSeq, a predicted model, not a curated record